UUGGAGUAGCGGACAUUCACAACUUCACACCACAGAGAAGAAGUCAAGCUUUGCAGAGGAGAAACUACAGAGAGAGCCAGCAGUAUGUAUUCUACAGCCGUCUUCUGCCUACUGGCCAUCAUGAGUGGGGCACUGGCCGUGCCUGUUACGGACCAGGUUAACAGCACUCAAUCGGUGAUAGAAACUGUUCAAAACGCGACCCAGCAAGCACAAGAUGACGCCACAGUGCAGCCAAUAGCAGUUAACGUUACAGAACAGGUUAACGUGACGCAGCCGACGACAACAACACAGUCCACGCCAUUGGUCACUGACAGCGCAGCAACCAAUGCAACAGAAGCAGCUGUGCCGGUCGAAACGACCACCGAGCUUUCAACCACCGAGCCACCGAAGUUUUCAUUUACCUGUGACGGAAAGACGCCCGGUCUGUACGCAGACCCGGACAACUGCCACCAGUACUACGAGUGUGUAGCGGGCUUCUCCACGGCGUUCCUCCGCCACUGUGCCCCGGGAGGGCCCGUCUUCGAUCCCGCCAAGCAGCGCUGCGACUGGCCCGAGAACGUUCCAGCCCCUUGUGGGACAAUUGUAAAGGCCUGGGAAGACGGAAACCUCCGAACUAGGUCAAGUCCUGUGGCCAGAAGUUCCUCCACCUUCUCCUGUACGGGGAAACAGCCGGGCCUGUACCCGGACCCCGACGACUGUUCCAUGUACUACGAGUGCGUGACGGGCCAUCCCGUGUACCACCGGCCCUGCGCCCCGGGAGGAACCGUGUACGACCCCGCCAGCCUCAGGUGCAUGUGGCCCCACGAAGUGUCCGGUCCAUGCGGGACAAACACAAAUACAAACGUUUUGACUGACGAUACCUCAGCAAGCCUUCUGACUCACGAUAUCCCGGCCGUUCUACCAACCUUCUCCUGUACGGGGAAACAGCCGGGCCUGUACCCGGACCCCGCCGACUGUUCCAUGUACUACGAGUGUGUGACGGGCCAUCCCGUGUACCACCGGCCCUGCGCCCCGGGUGGAACCGUGUACGACCCCGCCAGCCUCAGGUGCAUGUGGCCCCACGAAGUGUCCGGUCCAUGCGGGACAAACACAAACGUUUUGACUGACGAUACCUCAGCAAGCCUUCUGACUCACGAUAUCCCGGCCGCUCUACCAACCUUCUCCUGUACGGGGAAACAGCCGGGCCUGUACCCGGACCCCGCCGACUGCUCCAUGUACUACGAGUGCGUGACGGGCCAUCCCGUGUACCACCGGCCCUGCGCCCCGGGUGGAACCGUGUACGACCCCGCCAGCCUCAGGUGCAUGUGGCCCCACGAAGUGUCCGGUCCAUGCGGGACAAACACAAACGUUUUGACUGACGAUACCUCAGCAAGCCUUCUGACCCACGAUGUCCCGGCCGUUCUACCAACCUUCUCCUGUUCUGACAAACAGCCGGGCCUGUACCCGGACCCCGAAGACUGUUCCAUGUACUACGAGUGCGUGACGGGCCACCCCGUGUACCGCCGGCCCUGCGCCCCGGGAGGAACCGUGUACGAUCCCGCCAGUCUCAGGUGCAUGUGGCCCCACGAAGUCUCCGGUCCGUGCGGGACGGGUGCAAACGUUUUGACUGACGAUGCCUCAGCAAGUCGUCUGACUCACGAUGCCCCGGCCGCUCUACCCACCUUCUCCUGUACGGGGCUGCAGCCGGGCCUGUACCCGGACCCCGAAGACUGCUCCAUGUACUACGAGUGCGUGACGGGCCACCCCGUGUACCACCGGCCCUGUGCCCCGGGUGGAACCGUGUACGAUGCCGACAGACAGGAGUGCAGGUGGCCCUACGAGGUGUCCAGCUCUUGCCGAUACUACACGCUCCCAGCUAGCGGGGACGGGCCGUUCUCGUGUGCGGGGAGGGCGCCCGGGCACUACCCGGACCCCGACAGCUGCAGCCGGUACUACCAGUGCACCCAGCUCAGCAGCGAGCCGGUCCACCGGGACUGUCCACCGGGCGGGCUGGUGUUCCACCCCGGGACACAGUACUGCACCUGGCCAUGGAGCGUUCCAGGACCGUGCGGGAACUACGGACAGUGAGUGGAGAACCGCGUACGUAGAGUUUCUACACGUCUCAUCUUAUUAGAUGAUCCGAGCCCUACAUCCUGGGAACCAGUGGACAGAUAUAGUUUAGAUAGUUCUAAAGAGCUAGCUAAAAUGCUGAAUUAAUUGUCACUAGUAAUUGUUAUACUAGUAUUUCAGUCGUACUUUAUAUACUUUUGAUACCAUAGUUUCUGACUUUUUUCGUGAUACGUGUGCAAUAAUAAGUAUUCUUCAGUCGUCUGUACUGUACAGUAUUUAUUGUAUGAAGAAAUAAAGACUGAGAAAUGCAAA
Molecule: messenger RNA, 2361 nt
Organism: Branchiostoma belcheri (Belcher's lancelet)
Lineage: Eukaryota; Metazoa; Chordata; Leptocardii; Amphioxiformes; Branchiostomatidae
Product: probable chitinase 3
Exons: 10
Coding region: 85-2067 (660 amino acids)
Cellular component (GO): extracellular region
Molecular function (GO): chitin binding
Source: RefSeq, a predicted model, not a curated record